GUCGACAACGUGGAGCACAGCAACUGCGCGCAGGUUGACAGCGUGGAGCACGGCUAUGGCGCCCAGGUCGCCAGCGUGGAGCACGACUAUGGCGCCUUGUUGACGCAGGUCGACAACGUGGAGCACGGCUAUGGCGCCCAGGUGGUUGUGGUUCUGGUUGUUGUUGUGGUUGUUGCUGUUGUUGUUGUUGUUGUUGUUGUUGUUGUUGCUGUUGUUGUUGUUGUUGUUGUUGUGCAGGUCGACAACAUGGAGCACGACAAUGGCGCCCAGGUAAGUACCGCUGACGCAGGCCCGCACGGAGUAGUACCGGAUCGGCCCAUCCGCCACGAGAUCGUCCUCGAGGACGGGGCCGUACCUCCGCGCGGCUGCAUCUACCGAAUGAGCGAGGAAGAGUUAAGUGUGCUCCGUGCACAACUCGACGAUCUUCUAGAGAAAGGUUGGAUUCGGCCUAGCUCAUCGCCAUACGGUGCGCCUCUCCUCUUCGUCCGGAAGAAGAACAAGGACCUGCGGUUGUGCAUCGAUUAUUGCAAGCUCAACACGCAGAUGAUCAGGAACGCCGGCCCUCUCCCACGCAUCGACGACCUUCUCGAGCGAUUGGGCGGCGCCCAGUUCUUCUCUAAGCUGGAUCUCAAGUCAGGGUACCACCAACUCGAGAUUCACGAGGAGGAUCGCUACAAGACCGCGUUUAAGACACGGUAUGGGCAUUUCGAAUGGCUGGUCAUGCCGUUUGGCCUUACGAAUGCCCCAGCCACUUUCCAAGCUGCUAUGACAACGGAGUUCCGACACAUGCUGGAUCGGUUUGUACUCAUCUUCCUCGACGACAUCUUGGUGUAUARUCGGAGUUUGGACGAGCAUGUGGAACACCUGCGCACCGUUUUGGAGCGGCUACGACAAGCCAAGUACAAAGCAAACCGCGACAAGUGCGAGUUCGCACAGCAGGAGCUGGAAUACUUGGGACACUAUGUGAUGCCGCAAGGCAUCCGUCCGCUUGCGGACAAGAUCGRGGCCCUACGAGUAUGGCCCGAGCCCACCAACACCACGGACGUUCGUUCAUUCAUGGGAUUGGCGGGCUACUAUCAGCGAUUCAUCACCGGAUACUCCAGAAUUGUUGCACCUAUGACGACGUUACAGUCGCCAAAGGUGCCAUUCGUAUUCGAUGAUGCCGCACGUCGGUCAUUCCAAGAACUUAUGCUCAUGGCACCCGUCCUUAGCAUCUAUGGCCCCACCCUGACGACGCGAGUGACUACGGGCGCUUCCGGCUAUGGCAUUGGGGCAGUCUUGGAGCAACAUGACGGCGAUGACUGGCACCCUGUGGAGUAUUUCAGCCACAAAGUGCCUCCCAUCAACUCGCUUGAUGAUGCAAGGAAGAAGAAGCUGCUCGCAUUCGUCAUGGCUCUCAAGCGCUGGCGGCACUUUCUCCUUGGGCGUCGUAGGUUCACAUGGGUCACGGACAACAAUCCAUUGACUUACUACAAGACGCAGGAUACGGUGAGCAGCACGAUCGGACGAUGGAUGUACUUCAUCGACCAAUUUGACUUCAUACCGAAACAUCUGCCCGGCCUCUCAAAUCGCGCAGCAGAUGCACUCUCGCGAAGACCCGAUCUUUGCGCUAUGACACAUCAUGCCUUCGCUUUCGACGAGGAGCUUCAGCGACACUUCAUCCGGGCAUAUCAGUCUGAUCCGGAUUUCGGCACGCUCUAUGCACAGCUAUCUUCGAAUCACCCGCCGGCCAGCCAUUAUCGCAUUGUCGACGGGUACUUGCUCCUCCACUCGAGAGGCAAGGACUUACUAUGUGUCCCAUGCGACCGUCGUCUUCGGACUCGCCUCAUUGGCGAGUAUCAUGAUUCACGACUCGCCGGCCAUUUCGGAGUCAACCGCACUAUUGCACGGCUUCGACAGCGAUUCCGAUGGCCCGACCUCAUUACCGAUGUCACUCGGUAUUGCGACUCUUGCGAAGUUUGCCGAUGCAGCAAGCCCCGCAACCGCAAUCCCUACGGCGAGUUACACCCGAUGCCUAUCCCAUGGGAACCCGGUCUCUCCAUUGCCAUGGACGUCACCGGUCCGUUUCCUCGCGACCGGCUCGGGCACGACGACAUCCUCACGGUUGUGGACCGAUUGAAUCCUGUUGAUGAUAGAGCGGACAAUAGGAGACUUACACAUUCAGAAGCAUUAAGGGUUCCGCACGUGUUCAGGACCUUGGACGAGGGAGAAGGAAGACGGCUUCGUGCCGAACGUAGAGCCCGUGCUCUAGCAGCAGGACUACAGGAAGCAAACGGAGUAGCAAGAGAGCGGGCAACAGAAGCCAGAGCAGCAGCAAUGGCUAAUGGUACCAGCUCUGCUGCGUCAUCGUCUGCGUCCUCGUCAGGGACUAGUGGGACUCAGUUGGGAAUGCCACUAAGUUCCACGAGUUCCUCGGGCACUUCCGGUUCAACAGGGUCUAGACAGUCUUCUAGUCAAAUGGCGGGCUCGCAGUUCAGCCCGUUGACCCCACGUGAGAGGGAGCUCAAAGAGAUCCAGCACGUCGAGAGUCUCCGCCAGCAGUUUGAGGAGGACCUGAAAAAGGCAACAGAUAGAGAAAGAGAGAUAAAAAGUAGAGCGGCCAGACUUGAUACGUUAGAGGCUGACAAGGCUGCGUUAGAGGGAUUGGACGAAACGGGUUUGUCUGACCCCCUGAAAGUGUUGAAGAACAACAUGUUGUCACUGCAUGUGCACGUUGACAGCAGGAUGGACUUCAUGCAGAGCACUUUGGACCAGAUCCUGGAUGCAUUGACGAAGCCAGGAUUCCGGCCACCAGCACAAUCACCGUUGCUGUUAACGGCGAUGUCAGACCCCUUUCCCGUACAAGUUGGCACACAGCCAAGUGGUAUGUCUGCAGCAGUCUCACAGACUGUUGCAUCUUCUUCUUCGGGUCCAGCGGUGGUUGCUACACCACCGCAACAACCUGUUUCUCAACAGGGACAGCAGCAAGGUCAAUGGUACCCCAAGACCCCAAUGAAACCGCCUCUUGCCUUCUCAGGCGAAAGGAAGGACGAGGAACUCAACACAUGGUUGAGGACGGUCCGGGUUUGGGUGAAGGCCAAAAGGACCUUGCCAGAGGAUGAAGUGGUAACUACGGCAUCUGACCUAGAGGGUAAGGCAACCAAAUGGUUAGAUGGAGUAGUUGUGAAGGCCGGGUAUGGGCGACGCAUGGCGGACAGGGCCAAGUCUUUGACUCUAGACCAGUUCAUGGAGAUGGUAGAAGCUCGAUGGCAUAACCCACAGGAGGCGCAAAGGGCUACUAAUGCCAUAAAUAAACUAGACCAACGCAAGUUCCGGUCAGUUAGAGAGCUUACGACUACCGUUGAGAGCCUGAUCCUAGUCCAGGGCAUCAACUACAGUGACCAGUUCCUGUUAACUACUUUCAUUAGAUGUCUUCCAGAGAACAUCAGGAACUUACUAGCCAGUGAGGCACGCACCGAGUACCACUCAUUUGAGACAUUGUCUAGGAAGGCUUUAGAUUUAGAGGCCACGCUAGGCAAUGCUCAACCCACCUCAGGAAAUGACUCAAAGAAGAAGAAGAGUCCCCAGGAGUGGAAGAAGAAGGGGGCAAAGUUGAUGAUGGUGGAGUCCGAUGGGACUCAAACUGAGAUCGACGAGCUCUCUGACCUGGUGGACUAUUCUGAGUAUGACGGCGAGGAGGUAGCUGAGGGUAGCACCCUCGCCACGGUAGUUAAGACUAAGGCGGCAGGCCGAGGAAAGGGCCAGCCUAGGGGUCAAGGAAAGGCCGCCUCCAAUCAGACCAAACAGGCUGAUUGGGUAAAGGCAGGUCUUGAUCGAGACGUGUGGCGUGACCGCCGAACGCGUGGUGCUUGUAUCAACUGCGGGCAAUACGGACACACGCAGUACAAGUGCCAGAACGCUAAGGACUGGGUACGACACCUUAGUAGACCUGUAGCAUCUUCUUUGGCAAACAAGGAGCGCAUGAUAGUGACCGACUACAUCAAGGACGUAGUUUGUACCUUCUCCUAUGGAGGAGGUGAGCUUAACCAUAAGAUCUUGUUCUUGGUUAGCGACGACUUGCCAUUCGAUAUGCUGUUAGGCAUGUACUACCUCGAAGUUGCUAAGCCCCAGUUCGACUGGGAUAAGAAGGUGCUCAAACACAAGUUGCCCGAUGGCCGAACUGUCAGAUUGACCAAGUUCAAAGCCAGUAGUAUUAUAGAUACCUAUGGCUCCUUGUGCGCAUCAGCGUUCUACAAUUACUACAAGCAAAACCAAGAGGAAGGGAUGUACCUUGUUUAUGUCUCGGAGAAAGGGGAGGCCGUUAAAACACCCCCAGAGAUAGAACUCGUCGUUGCUCAGUUCCCUGAUCUGUUCGAGGAGCCCACAGGAGUUGUCGAUAGGGAAGUCGUCCACGCUAUARAAAUCAUUCCAGGGAUCGCCUCUCCUUUGACUGAUCUAACUCGACUUGACACACCGUGGGACUCGAGUGAUGAGUGCGAGGGUGCUUUCAAGAGAUUGAAGCAUGCACUCAUGAAUCAUGAAGUUCUCAUGGUUCCUGAUCCGCAGAAGCCAUUCAUAGUGACCACUGACGCAAGCCAAUACGACAUUGGCGCAGUGCUGGCUCAGCAGGAUAGGAAAAAGUUGAGACCGAUUGAGUACAUGAGUAAGAAGAUGCCAUCGAAGAAGUUGGCUAAGUCCACCUACGAAAGGGAACUCUAUGCUCUCUACAAGGCACUUAUCCAUUGGAGACACUUCCUUUUGGGAAGGUCGACAGCGUGGAGCACGGCUAUGGCGCCCAGGUCGCGAGUGUGGAGCACGGCUAUGGCGCUGACGCAGGUCGACAGCGUGGAGCACGGCUAUGGCGCCCAGGUGGUUGUGGUUCUGGUUGUUGUUGUGGUUGUUGUUGUUGUUGUUGUUGUUGUUGUUGUUGUUGUUGUUGUGCAGGUCAACAGCGUGGAGCACGGCAAUGGCGCCCAGGUCGACAGCGUGGAGCACGGCAAUGGCGCCCAGGUCGACAGCGUGCAGCAUGGCUAUGGCGCCCAGGUGGUUGUGGUUCUGGUUGUUGUUGUGGUUGUUGCUGUUGUUGUGGUUGUUGCUGUUGUUGUUGUUGUUGUUGUUGUUGUUGUGCAGGUCGCGUGGAGCACGGCUAUGGCGCCCAGGUCGCCAGUGUGGAUGUACAGGUCGCUUGUGUGGUGCAUGGCUAUGGCGCCCAGUUAAGUACGGCUGACGCAGACCAGAACAAGAACCGACCUCUUCAAUACAAAGUACAAGAUAACACAGCGGAAGACUUCGAUACGAAUGAUCCGAACAAUCAAUAUUGCAAUGCAGC
This is a messenger RNA of Chara braunii, 5308 nucleotides long. NCBI's taxonomy places the organism in Eukaryota, Viridiplantae, Streptophyta, Charophyceae, Charales, Characeae. The record is from the annotation of a GenBank genome assembly.